GUCAAAAACCCAUUUUACAUGGUGGCAUAACAAAAUUAGAAUGGUGACAAGAUGGGAAAGAAUUCUCUAAAGAGGACCCAGAACUGAUUCUCACGCGUAUGAGCUGGUACUGCCGUUGAAGUUGGCGCCAACGGCUACCAGAGUUUGUUAUUUGAAGCCAAUUAACCGCGCAAUUGUCUCUUGGCCUUCCCUUCUCAUCUCCCCCUUCUCUCUCCUUCUCAGAAACCCUACUUCCAUCUCUUGCACCCCCUUUUUCAACUCAUCAUUUUCUGUCUCCAGUUUUUAUUUGAUUGCUUAGAUUGAUCUCUAUUCUGGGCGACUUCCGAUUUUUAGCAAAAUAAUUUGCAGUUAAUCUUCUAAGUUUCAUGCUUUACGUCUCGUUUUGUGUCAAUUCUUCUGGGAAUUUAUGUAAAGGUGCAGGUAAGACUACAGGAUCAACAAUUUUCUGGGGACUUAUUGGAGAGAAUAAUUGAAAUAUCAUCACCCAAAAAGCUCCUGAAAACGCAUACAGAAAGAUUGAGAUUGCUUCAAGUUCAUUCUUUCUUGUGUAAGAAUACUUAGUAUACCAGCCAGCAUAGGACCUAGGAGACCUGGGUCUAAUCCGAUUGCAAGUAAGAAAUGGAAGUUAGAGGUGAUUCCCCUAGUGAAGUCAAUAAGAGGGCCUCUUCUACACCAGAUUCUUUAGAGGAAUCAAAUCUUAGUAAAAGUAAUGUUCGUAGUAAUUCCCUUGUCAUAUCUGAGCAAGCUGCUCCACUGACGCCGCCGUGGCCUGUAUCAUCACUAGAAGCUCAUACUCAAAGUGGUGUUGAUGGGAGCAUGCAAAAUGGAUCAACAACCCAAUCCCCUCCAAUUCAAACAAUGGGGCGAUCUGGAGGCUAUGACCCGAACCGGAUUCCAUCGUCUGUUUUUGCUAGUAAACCGACAACACCUUUGGAAUGGAGUGUUGCUUCAAGUGAAUCAUUGUUUAGCAUUCACGUGGGAAAUGCCAGUUUCUCAACAGAAUUUGCCCAGUUGGGUAAGUCGGGAGAAUUGACCAAGUCUCAGGAGUUGAUCUUUCCAUCUGGCCUGCCCCCUGUUACUGAAGCUGCAGAUAUGGACAGGAGCAGCCAAGAUAUGGAGAAGGGCUCUGGAGUAAGAGAAAGAUCAUCUCAAACCGCAAAAGAAGUUUUUAGGGAAAAUGCAGAAGAUCAUGGCAAGGAAAAGAUGCCUCCUGCUGAAGGUUUCCGGAAUUCUGCUAGCUCUCAUCAUUCUGAUGGAAGUAUUAAUAGCACCCUCUCUUUUGCAUUCCCAGUAUUGGACGGUAAUGGUGGAAGAAGCAUCUCAGUAAAGGUGGACACAGAGAAGCACCAGCAUCAGGAGCAGCCACAGCCCCAGCCACAGCCACAGCCACAGCCACAGCCACAAUCAUUGCCACAUGCCCCUGAAGCAACCCAAAAUGCUGCUGCAACCAAAUGGUUCUCUUGCUUCUCUUGUUGCUCAUUCUGUAGUUGAGGGAGAAAGCCAUAGGAGAAAUCCAUACCUUACUCCAUAACAAUUACCAAGUGCCUUCCCUCUUUCUCCAAAAUGCCUGCCUGAAUUGCCACCAGAGUUGAGAUCUAAAAAGCUGGGCCUUCAAUCCUUUCUGGCUUAUUGCAUCAUUUCAGGCAUUCGGAGCACUAGCAAAAUACAAAGAAUCAUAGGUUGCUGCUAAUCUUUCUUUCCAUCUGUAUUGGGCAACUGGGUUUUGCAUUGAAAUGGGGGAUGAGGAGGAGAAACUAAGAUGGCGAGUAAUUGAAGAUUUUACAACAUGUUGAACAUUCAGGAUAAACUUGGGGUUAGGCUUUGAUUUAUUAGUUAAUCCCAAUUUGUAUCUUCAUAUAGUCCAUCUCAGUUGGGGUUAGGCUUUGAUUUAUUAGUUAAUCCCAAUUUGUAUCUUCAUAUAGUCCAUCUCAGUCCAUGCUCCAUCCGUCCAUUCCUUCAGUUUGUUGUCUGCAUGUGCCAAU
Molecule: messenger RNA, 1982 nt
Organism: Vitis riparia (riverbank grape)
Lineage: Eukaryota; Viridiplantae; Streptophyta; Magnoliopsida; Vitales; Vitaceae
Exons: 4
Coding region: 619-1491 (290 amino acids)
Source: RefSeq, a predicted model, not a curated record